AUGCAUAAAAAGAGUCCAAAGAAACUUAUUAGAAUCUCCAAAUUGCAUUUCGUCGUUUAUUUUCGAGCCAACGAAGCUGCAUCGUCUGCUGGCUGGCUGGCGAGCUUGUGCGUCACAACUAUCAGUCUUACUGGCUUCGUAAUUGCCAUCUCGUUCCUUCUGUCCGCAGAUUGGUGCAGUUUGAAAACGGGCGAGAACGUGCUAACAGAUCGGCGAGGGAUGCAGCACGCAGCGUACGUCAGCCGGACGAGGGAUGGCUCCAUCUGGCUGAGGUUCAGCGCCGACGCCAAGUACUCGCAGGAUUGGAACAAGGUCAACGAGACGGUCGCUCAAGUCGACACGACCUUCAUCGACGCAGAAACUAUCAAAAUACUGGACAGUUACGAUUACUUCGACGCCUGGUGCGUACUCACUGAUCUCGUCAUUAGUGUCAAGGCCAAUGCUUCAUAUCAUCCUUCCUUCAUCAGCGCUUACGAUCCAAGGGAGAGAGCUGUAAAGACAAUGGUCUUUAGGCAUGGAAACAACACCCGUUACAUCUGCAUAACUUUUUACUAUGCCUCUCGCUCAGGUUUCAGUUUUUCCUUUUAUGAAACCUUCAACAAACACACCUCAAAAAGACUUUUAAGUUUAAGGCUCUCCCUGAUUUCUAACUCCUCCUACCGUCUCUGA
Helobdella robusta is the source of this 669-nucleotide messenger RNA. RefSeq lists its product as hypothetical. Bases 1 to 669 code for a protein of 222 amino acids. The record is from RefSeq and is a predicted model, not a curated record. Lineage: Eukaryota; Metazoa; Annelida; Clitellata; Rhynchobdellida; Glossiphoniidae. The transcript is spliced from 3 exons.